Molecule: messenger RNA, 665 nt
Organism: Canis lupus familiaris (dog)
Lineage: Eukaryota; Metazoa; Chordata; Mammalia; Carnivora; Canidae
Gene: SFT2D2
Product: SFT2 domain containing 2
Exons: 8
Coding region: 95-577 (160 amino acids)
Biological process (GO): vesicle-mediated transport
Cellular component (GO): membrane
Source: RefSeq, a predicted model, not a curated record
GCGGCCCGGGCACCCGGAAGAGCCGCCGACUCCGCGGGCGCGACAGGCGCAACAGGCGGCCGAGCGGGGCUGCGCCGUGCGGACCCGGCCCGGGAUGGACAAGCUGAAGAAGGUGCUGAGCGGCCAGGACACCGAGGACCGGGGCGGCCUGGCCGAGGUUGUUGAGGCAUCUUCAUUAAGCUGGAGUACCAGAAUAAAAGGCUUCAUCGCGUGUUUUGCCGCAGGAAUUGUCUGCUCACUACUGGGAACUCUUCUGCUCUGGGUGCCCAGGAAGGGACUGUACCUCUUUGCAGUGUUUUAUACCUUUGGUAACAUCGCAUCAAUUGGGAGCACUGUCUUCCUCAUGGGGCCGAUGAAGCAGCUGAAGCGAAUGUUUGAGCCGACGCGUUUGAUUGCAACCAUCAUGGUGCUGUUGUGUUUUGCACUCACCCUGUGUUCCGCCUUUUGGUGGCAUAUCAAGGGGCUCGCACUCAUCUUCUGUAUCUUGCAGUCCUUGGCCCUGACGUGGUACAGCCUUUCCUUCAUACCCUAUGCAAGGGAUGCUGUGAAGAAGUGUUUUGCUGUAUGUCUUGCAUAACACAUGGGCAGUUGUGCAAAACUUUGGAAGGCGCUGUGGAAGGAAGCUGGUGGACAGUUCUGUAAAUAACUUCUAAACCUCUGUCUUA